AUUUCAACAUUUGAUUGUGGAGCUAGAUGCCACUAGCUGUGGUGACAAAUGGUCUCUGACUGACAGCUGUAGGCACGCGAUGGACAAACAACACCACCUGUUUCAAUAAUACCAUAAAGCUAUAAAGUCAGACCAUGUAUCGCACAAAGUCACAGGUCAUCUAACAGCCUUUCGUUCACGACGCGUUUUGCCUUAGCCUCUUAUCACUUAAGCCUUCACGACUACCACCAUGAUGAAACCUGUCUGUCUUGUCCUUCUUCUCACGGCAACCUUUGCCUACUCCGGUGUAGAAGGUGAAAAUGCGUGUACAACGGCCAUCAAAAACAACUUGAACUACACUGCCCUGAAUUCUGCCUUCCAUUUCUGCGCGUCGGAUCCAGCGGGACGUGCCGCCUUGAUUAAAAACUCAGGUAAACUAUGCGCGCACUACGAUUACUUUACCGGCGAUAUCACUUGCGAAAUUCGGGCAGCUCCCUUCAUGAAAUGUGCAGCGAAAGAACUUGGUUACUUGAACGCUAAUGAUGGCUCAAUCAAAAACACAAAGAUCUUAGCGGAGUACAAGACUUACGCCACCAGCGACCCUAAGUGCAAGGUUGAUAUAUACAACUUCGCUGUGUAUAAAUGUGGCACUACCAUCGCAAACUACGCGUUCCUGGCGAAGGCCGCAUGCCUCUUCAGGAAGAUGGACCAGUACACUAGGUGAUCUUCGCAAUCUGGUCCUCAAACCUUCAUCUGAUUGGCGGCUUUGAAGUGUUCACAACAGGUGCACAAUAAUAAUAUAGGGGACCUCUUUCUCCAGUCAAGUCAUCCACGUGCAGUAAAAAUGGUCUAAUCGGAAGUUCGUUGUAAUUUGUGCAACAAUAAAUUCAAUAAAAUCCUACUAAAAAUCAUGUUAACAAGUACUAUUAUAUUCAAGAAUGAAAUUGAAACGCUUUUGAAAAAGUGAAACAUUUCACUAUGUACUAAUAUCUUUUCCGUCAAGAAAUUUCUAUUUGUUGCACUUGAAAUUAUUAGAAUUCGAGAGGUUCAAUGUGAUUUGGCUUGAAUAUAAGUUUUAAAAAAUAAAUAAGCGUGUAACCAAUCAUCGUAUACUUUGAUAUAGUCAGAAAUCAUAAAUAUUUUUAGCGUUCCAUGCACUUUAAAAUUAGUGAUUUGUUGUUGUCCUGCGAACCUCUGCACUUGCUUUUUCUUCUCCUGACAGGUUGGAAAAGUUUCU
This is a messenger RNA of Hyalella azteca, 1216 nucleotides long. RefSeq lists its product as uncharacterized. Lineage: Eukaryota; Metazoa; Arthropoda; Malacostraca; Amphipoda; Hyalellidae. The record is from RefSeq and is a predicted model, not a curated record. Bases 230 to 703 code for a protein of 157 amino acids. The transcript is spliced from 5 exons.